AUGUUCGUGCUGGCUGACCUCCUCCGCCGCCCCGACACCGCCCCGCUUGCCGCCGCCGCCCUGUCCGACGGCGCCCCGGGAUCCCGCCCCUGCGGCAUGAAUUCCACCGCCGUCGACCUACUGCUGGCCAUGGUCGCGGGCGGCGGCCGCCUGGGGCGGACGCUGCCCGCGGCCGCCUCGGUUUACUACGGCCUGAGGACCGAGCCGCUGCGCGGCGCCCUGAUGGCGAACCCAAACCUACUCGACGCGCUGCACACGAGCAUAAUCCCGGGCUACACCACCAGCUGCUUCUCGGCCGCCACCCUCGCCGAGCUACUGCGCCCAGAGCCGGAAGGCGAGCGGGCGGCGGCCGUGGUGCGUCUUUUCACGACGCCCGACCCCAGGGUCUCGCGGGAGAGGGACCCCCUGCGCUUCCACGCCCUGGGGCAUCUCCUCUGGCAGCUCAACGACUUUGUGGACAAGGGCGACGAGCCCGACAGGGCGAUGGGCUGGCCCCAGACCCACUUUGCGACGCGCGGCCACCACGUGCGGCGGGCCGCGGUCGAGCUGCUCCCGAUGAUCGUGCGCGCUGCCGGCCCUGAGCAGCGCAGGACGAUCGUGAGGGAGGGGGGCCCCUUCCUGCCCAUGAGCUGCCGCGCCUGCGCCGACCGGCUGCAGGCGGCGGGCGACGAGGGGGGCCGCGCCGCCGCGGCCGAGCUUCUGGCAGCGGCGCGGCUGCUGCGGGACGCGGCGGCGGAGGGGGGCGACGCGGCGGGCGCGGAGAGCUUCGACAUCGCCGUCUGA
This is a messenger RNA of Monoraphidium neglectum, 783 nucleotides long. RefSeq lists its product as hypothetical. The coding region runs from base 1 to 783 and encodes 260 amino acids. NCBI's taxonomy places the organism in Eukaryota, Viridiplantae, Chlorophyta, Chlorophyceae, Sphaeropleales, Selenastraceae. The record is from RefSeq and is a predicted model, not a curated record. The transcript has a single exon.